Molecule: messenger RNA, 3521 nt
Organism: Neofelis nebulosa (Clouded leopard)
Lineage: Eukaryota; Metazoa; Chordata; Mammalia; Carnivora; Felidae
Gene: FBXW10B
Product: F-box and WD repeat domain containing 10B
Exons: 12
Coding region: 284-3472 (1062 amino acids)
Molecular function (GO): protein binding
Source: RefSeq, a predicted model, not a curated record
UUUCAGAAUAUACAGCAACUGCCUCUACCUAAGCAGUGCCCGGUUUAGGAGAUUUACGGUAAAGCCAUGUUUCCUAGGAGGUCAGUACAAAAAGCCAGGCUUCUACCGGCAGUUUCCGGGAGACAUAAGCUUUCCAUCCGACGCAGCGUUUUACCUUUUUCUCUGGGAAAUGUUUAUACUAGAAAAGGCUCAACUGGGAUAUUCAUCAGCUGCUUCCUGCUCCCGUGGUGUUUGGUGGGGCUGAAAACGGACAAGGAUAAAAUGCGCUGGGCAUCUCAGGAUCAUGGAAAACCUGGAACUGAGGCUCAGGAAUGCCCCCCAUUUUCGCUGUGAGAAGGGAAACAGCUCUGUCCCCGUGUGCCAGAAGUGUGAAACAUGUGUCCUCACCUGGAAGAUCUUCUCUACCAAACAGUGGUUCCGGAGGAUCGGUGAGAUACCCCAAAGGAGGUUUCUGGUCAGCAUCCUGGAGCAGUUGGAUAGCUUGUAUUUGUUACACUAUUUCCAGAACAUCCUUCAGGCCACGCAGGGGAAGGAUUUCACCUACAGCCGGUCCCGGAUCAACCUCAGCAAGAAGGAGGGGAAAAUCGGCAGGUCUUCCUUGAACCAGAUGUUGGAUAAAACAGUCGAACAGAAGAUGAGGGAGAUUUUGUACUGGUUCGGGAACAGCACCCACUGGACGAAGGCAAAUUACACGCUCUUGCUGUUCCAGAUGUGUGACCCCAAGUUACUGCUCUCUGCUGCCAAUGUCAUCAGAGUCCUGUUCCUGAGAGAGCAGAGCAAUGUCGCAGGGCUCAGUCAGUCCGCCAGUGAUGUGUUUGUCUUCCCCGGGAAAGACCACCACCAGUCUGAGACCUCGCAGGUCUGCCGGGCAGCCGGAACCAAGAACACAUCCUUCCCUUUGUCCAGAUCUCCAGGGAAAGAAGGGUUGCUUGAAAAUAUGGGGGGCGGACCAUCCGACACUGGACAAUGGAAGAGUUCUCUCCAGUGUAUUUCUGAGAUGAACCGGCUGUUUUCCAGAAAAGCAGGCAGGUCCAAGGCAGAGAGCGCCCCCUCCGACCUGUUGGUUGACUUGGAUGUGGUCCGAGACCUGUCUUCUGGGGCCAGAAAAUACCGAGACUUCAUCCGUCACCUGCCCAUCCACCUCUCCAAGUAUAUUCUAAGUAUGCUGGGGCGAAUUGGGGGAUUUCUCAAGACACUCUUCAUCAUGGCUCUGAUGGGAGGUUCCCAGGUCCGUCAUCUUUUUUUUUUCCCCCCCCCAGGUAUGCUGGAUAAAAACAGCCUGAACGGGUGUGCCUUUGUGAGCCAGCACUGGGCUGCGCUGGCCCAACAGGUCAAGAAGGAUCUUUCCAUGCAUACUUUCAUUCAGAACCAGAUCGCCUUCUUGCAGGGGUCCUACACGGGGGGAAUCGAACCUAAUUACGCCAACAAGCUUCUUAUCCCGGUUCCUAAGAUGACAGAUGAUGGGAAACGCAUGCGUGCGAAAAAUCAGAAAUGGAAACUGAGAAUGAAGAAUGACUACAACCUGUGGACCGCAUACCAGAACCAGGAAACUCAGCAGGUCCAGAUGGAGGAGAGAAAUGUCUUCUGUGGGACUUAUAAUAUCCGCAUUCUCUCUGACACGUGGGACCGAAACAGAAUCAUUCACUAUUCCGGGGGACAUUUGGUAGCCGUGUCAUCCAAUCGGAAGAUCCAGCUUCUAGAUGUCAUACAAGUAAAGGAGGUACCCAUCGCGUUCCGAGGCCAUGCCGGGAGUGUCCGCGCCCUCUUCCUGUGUGAGAAGAAGAACUUUCUACUGAGCGGAAGUUAUGACCUGAGUAUUAGAUACUGGGAUCUGAAAAGUGGGGCUUGUAUACGAAUCUUCAAUGGCCACCAGGGGACAGUCACUUGCAUGGAUUUAUAUAUGAACAAACUUGUAUCCGGAGCAAGAGAUUGCCAGGUGAAAGAGUGGGAUGUCGAGACAGGGAAGUGCCUGAAGACGCUUAAACACAAAGACCCCAUCUGGGCCGCCAGGAUCAAUGACAGCUACAUCGUGAGCAGCUGUGAGCGGGGGAUAGUCAAAGUGUGGCACACUGUCACGGCCCAGCUGGUAAAGACUCUCAUUGGCCACGAGGGAGCCGUGAAGUGUCUGUGCUUUGACCCGUGGCAUCUCGUCUCAGGAGGUGCAGAUGGCCUGGUCAUGGCCUGGAGCAUGGUGGCAAAGUACGAGCCGUGCCUCAUGGCCUUCAAGCAUCCGAAGGAGGUGCUUCAUGUGGCUCUUCUCUUCCUCCGGGUCAUCAGCGCCUGUGCCGACGGCAAGAUCCGCAUUUACAAUUUCCUAAAUGGGAACUGUCUGAAGGUGAUGAAAGUCAAUGGCAGAGGUGACCCCGUGCUGUCCUUCUUUAUUCAGGGCAACAGGAUGGUGAUCAACACGGAGAGCAAUAUUCUCAUGUUCCAGUUUGAGAAUGUUAAGUGGCAGUACUCCCUGGACAAGGCCAAACAAAAGAAGAAGGAGAAAGAAGAGGACAGGGAAGAAAACAGCCUUGUGGAAGUUCUCUCCAGGUCUAGCACUCAGGUUUCCAGCCUGAAGGACUCGUUAUCCAGUCAACAAACUGUGACCCAGGAGUCCCUGUUAAGUAAACCAUGCAGGUCCCGAGUUUUCCAGAGGACAACCAGGUUACCUACAGAUGAUGAGAAAAUUCAAAAAGAAAGACGCCCCGUAGACAUGAUCAAGAGCUCAAAGAAAAAGUCCUGGCAAAUCCCUAUGUCACCUGACCAGUUCCUACUGACCGUUAAUGCCCUGCAGCAGGCCCAUAAUUCGGGGUCAUUUGCCUAUCCCCGUAGGCCGCAAACCCAAGUCAUCGAUGCCCAGGGACCUUCGAUUCCACACCCAAGGAAGGUCUUGAGUUUCAAAGGAAAAUCAAUCCAACACGCAGUUGAUAGGUUGAGGCGCAGCGAGCCUCCCAUAGAUGUGAAACAAACCAACAUUCCCCUGGAGAUCCAGAAACUGCAGCCCAACCUGAAGAACUCUUUGCACAGUCCCCGAGUCCAGUCCACCAUACCCCAGCCUGUGAUAAUCCACCCCCGACUCACCGGCAGCUGCAGGGGUGAAGACCAAGUGACCAGCUCCAUUGACGGGACCGUGCGCGCCUUCAGCCCAUUAACCAGCACGCAGGUCAUUAAACCGAACCGCAUGCUGGCCCCACCAGCGGGCAUGACAACCAAAUCUGUCAAGAGAGAACGACCUCACUUCUGUACGACCCUUGAUCCCUUUAGAGCGAACACUCAGUUCAUGUUGUUGACUGUAAGGGAGGAGAAAGAGUACAGGGAGGCCAAGAGGAAGGAGCAUCAGGCCAGGAAGCCCACUGAAGUGCUCGAUCCAGAAAAAGCCAGCAAAUCUGCAUGGAUCAGGAAGAUCCAAGGCCUGCCUAUAGAUAAUUUCCUGAAGCAAGGGAAAAUAGCGGCUCCUGAACUUGGACAAAACAUGUUUAUCUGAACCAGCCUUGGGGCAUGAACAUCUUACAAUAAACAGAAAACCAAGUGGA